This is a messenger RNA of Talpa occidentalis (Iberian mole), 3559 nucleotides long. RefSeq names its product O-GlcNAcase (gene OGA). Gene Ontology annotation, molecular function: beta-N-acetylglucosaminidase activity. The transcript has 16 exons. Bases 497 to 3247 code for a protein of 916 amino acids. Gene Ontology annotation, biological process: glycoprotein metabolic process. NCBI's taxonomy places the organism in Eukaryota, Metazoa, Chordata, Mammalia, Eulipotyphla, Talpidae. The record is from RefSeq and is a predicted model, not a curated record.
UAGCCCAGAAGAAGGCAGGGGAGCCGGGCUGAGGGGACCGGUCUGAGCCGGUCUCCGGCGCAGGCGCAGUGCGGAUAAACAGGAAGCGGGCGGUAGAGGCAGUGGCAGAGGAGACCCAGGGGCUACCGGGGGGAAAUAGCGGAAGGACUAGGAUUACUGGGAGGGCGGCCGCGGCUGAGACUGAGAAAAGGCCCUUGGCCAUCUGCCUCAAGGAAAAGAGAGGUCGUGGCCGCGCUCUCCACGUCGGCUUCCAGCUCCCCAGCUUAGGCUGUGGCAGCGGCUGACAAAGGGCUCGCGCCGGUGCCGCCGCCCUUCUCAUCCGGGCAUCCGGGUCCCUGCGGCGCGGGAGGGGGAAGGGCAGAGGGGGAGGAGGAGGGGCAGGAGCGGGAGGGGCGCGCGCUUGGAGCCGAGGCCCUCUCCCGGGCUCCGGGCCGGCGGCCCGACGGACGGAGGCCGAGGAGGACCCGCAGAGGUGGCGACUGCCGUGGGCAGGAGGAUGGUGCAGAAGGAGAGCCAGGCGGCGCUGGAGGAGCGGGAGAGCGAGCUCAGCGCCAACCCGGCCGCCUCCGCGGGGGCUUCGUUGGAGCCGCCGGCGGUUCCGGCCCCCGGAGAAGACAACCCGGCCGGGGCGGGCGGCGCGGCCGUGGCGCGGGCGGCUGGAGGGGCGCGGAGGUUCCUGUGCGGCGUGGUGGAAGGGUUUUAUGGAAGACCUUGGGUUAUGGAACAGAGAAAAGAACUCUUUAGAAGGCUCCAGAAAUGGGAAUUAAAUACAUACUUGUAUGCUCCCAAAGAUGACUACAAACAUAGGAUGUUUUGGCGAGAGAUGUAUUCAGUGGAAGAAGCUGAGCAACUUAUGACUCUCAUCUCUGCUGCACGGGAAUAUGAGAUAGAGUUCAUCUAUGCUAUUUCACCUGGAUUAGACAUUACCUUUUCUAAUCCCAAGGAAGUAUCCACAUUGAAACGCAAAUUGGAUCAGGUUUCUCAGUUUGGGUGCAGAUCAUUUGCCUUACUUUUUGAUGAUAUUGACCAUAAUAUGUGUGCAGCAGACAAAGAGGUAUUCAGUUCUUUUGCUCAUGCUCAGGUCUCCAUCACAAAUGAAAUUUAUCAGUAUCUCGGAGAACCAGAAACCUUCCUCUUCUGUCCAACAGAAUAUUGUGGCACUUUCUGUUAUCCAAACGUAUCUCAAUCUCCUUAUUUAAGGACUGUGGGUGAAAAGCUUCUACCUGGAAUUGAAGUGCUUUGGACAGGUCCCAAAGUUGUUUCUAAAGAAAUUCCAGUAGAGUCCAUUGAAGAAGUUUCUAAGAUUAUUAAGAGAGCUCCGGUAAUCUGGGAUAACAUUCAUGCUAAUGAUUAUGAUCAGAAGAGACUAUUUCUGGGCCCAUAUAAAGGAAGAUCUACGGAACUCAUCCCUCGGUUGAAAGGAGUUCUCACUAAUCCAAAUUGUGAAUUUGAAGCCAAUUAUGUUGCUAUCCACACUCUUGCCACCUGGUACAAAUCAAACAUGAAUGGAGUGAGAAAAGAUGUAGUGAUGUCUGACAGUGAGGACAGUACGGUAUCAAUUCAGAUAAAAUUAGAAAAUGAAGGCAGUGAUGAAGAUAUUGAAACUGAUGUACUCUAUAGUCCACAGAUGGCUCUAAAGCUGGCUUUAACAGAAUGGUUGCAGGAGUUUGGUGUACCUCAUCAAUACAGCAGUAGGCAAGUUGCACACAGUGGAGCUAAAGCAAGUGUAGUUGAUGGGACUCCUCUAGUUACAGCACCCUCUUUAAAUGCCACAACUGUUGUUACAACAGUUUACCAGGAGCCCAUUAUGAGCCAGGGAGCAGCCUUGAGUGGUGAAUCUACAGCUCUUACCAAGGAAGAAGAAAAGAAACAGCCAGAUGAGGAACCUAUGGACAUGGUAGUGGAAAAACAAGAAGAAACAGAUCACAAGAAUGACAAUCAAAUACUAACUGAAAUUGUUGAAGCUAAAAUGGCAGAGGAAUUGAAACCGAUGGACACUGAUAAAGAAAGCAUAGCUGAAUCAAAGUCCCCAGAGAUGUCUAUGCAGGAAGACUGCAUUGGUGAUAUUGCCCCUAUGCAGACUGAUGAACAGACAAACAAAGAGCAGUUUGUGCCAGGUCCAAAUGAAAAGCCUUUGUACACUGCAGAACCAGUGACUCUGGAGGAUUUGCAGUUACUUGCUGACUUAUUCUACCUUCCUUAUGAGCAUGGGCCCAAAGGAGCGCAGAUGUUACGGGAGUUCCAGUGGCUUCGAGCUAAUAGCAGUGUGGUCAGUGUCAAUUGCAAAGGAAAAGACUCUGAAAAAAUUGAAGAAUGGCGAUCACGAGCAGCCAAGUUUGAAGAGAUGUGUGGACUAGUGAUGGGAAUGUUCACUCGGCUCUCCAAUUGUGCCAACAGGACAAUUCUUUAUGACAUGUACUCCUAUGUUUGGGAUAUCAAGAGUAUAAUGUCUAUGGUGAAGUCUUUUGUACAGUGGUUAGGGUGUCGUAGUCAUUCUUCAGCACAGUUCUUAAUUGGAGACCAAGAACCCUGGGCCUUUAGAGGUGGUCUAGCAGGAGAGUUCCAGCGUUUGCUGCCAAUUGAUGGGGCAAAUGAUCUCUUUUUUCAACCACCCCCACUGACUCCUACCUCCAAAGUUUAUACUAUUAGACCGUAUUUUCCUAAAGAUGAGGCUUCCGUGUACAAGAUUUGCAGAGAAAUGUAUGACGAUGGAGUGGGUUUGCCUUUUCAAAGUCAACCUGACCUUAUUGGAGACAAGUUGGUAGGAGGACUGCUUUCCCUCAGCCUGGAUUAUUGCUUUGUCCUGGAAGAUGAAGAUGGCAUAUGUGGUUACGCCUUGGGCACUGUAGAUGUGACCCCCUUCAUUAAAAAAUGUAAAAUUUCCUGGAUUCCCUUCAUGCAGGAAAAGUAUACCAAGCCAAAUGGUGACAAAGAACUCUCUGAGGCUGAGAAAAUAAUGUUGAGUUUCCAUGAAGAGCAGGAAGUAUUGCCGGAAACUUUUCUUGCCAACUUUCCUUCUCUAAUAAAGAUGGAUAUUCACAAAAAAGUAACUGACCCAAGUGUAGCCAAAAGCAUGAUGGCUUGCCUCUUGUCUUCACUGAAGGCUAAUGGCUCCCGGGGGGCUUUCUGUGAAGUGAGACCAGACGAUAAAAGAAUUCUGGAAUUUUACAGCAAGUUAGGCUGUUUUGAAAUUGCAAAAAUGGAAGGAUUUCCAAAGGAUGUGGUUAUACUUGGUCGGAGCCUGUGACAUUUGUUGGCACUAUGAACUGUCCAAAAGUCUUAACUUCACCUGGUGGGCUGGUGGUUGGGGUCUUCAUAUAGUUCAGUCUCUGGAGAAGCAACAAAUGAGCCAAUUGGGAUUGGAAACAAAGAAGAUUAUGUAAAACCCAUCACACUUUGAGACUACUCACUGGUUGGAAGAAGAUAGUAUUGCUGCAAAUCCUGUAUGAAACAGGGAUGUGGGCCUCCUUUUUGGGUCUUGUGUUAGGUGUCAGUUGACUUUUACAAGGGCUUAUAGGGAGGGGGUCUUCAAUAAAUGUAGUCAGCACUGUUUUCUGCA